AUGGAUUGGUCAGACAUUUAUGAAUCUGCUCAUGACAGCCCUAUCUUCUCUUCUCUUCCACCACCACUACUACCACAGCCACCAGCUCAGUUUGAAGUUGAAUGGACAUGUGAAGAAAACAAGGUGUUUGAGAAAACCUUGUCUGAAUUUGGACUUGGCACUCCUGCUUUUUUUGAAAAUGCCAACAUGAGGCUUCCUCAGAAGUCCUUGGAAGACAUUCAAAGGAAUUUUCAGACUCUCAUAAGUGACUUGGAGACGAUUGACAUGAAUAAUGGAAAGGGGAAAGAGCCCGUCGUGGAUGAUGAUGAUUUUGAGGUCAUGCCACCUUCACGGCCUUCGCCGCCGCCUGAACAACCACCGGCUAGACAGCCGAGGAAGACACUCUCCGGUAAUAUGAGGAAGAGGGGAAUUCCAUGGACUGAAGAAGAACACCAGCUAUUUCUGAUGGGGCUGAACAAGUAUGGAAAAGGGGAUUGGAAUAGUAUUUCAAGAUACUAUGUUGUUAGCAAGACAUCAACUCAGGUGGCCAGUCAUGCUCAGAAGUUCUACCGCCGCCAAAACAGCACCACUCCGCUGGACCGCCGCCGACCCAGCAUCCAUGAUAUCCAGACUGUGAAUGUUAACAUAGGAGGAGGAGGAGGAGGCUCCGGUUCUCAGCAGAUGUAUUAUAACAAUCUGCCAUCACUUCCACCUAUGAUGAAUUCAUAUAAUUACUAUCCCAAUAUGAGUAACAGCAGUAUUCAUGCUGAUGAUCAUGCAAGUAACAGUAUUAACAGGGAGAUGAUGAUGAUGAUGAUGACUGAACCUAAUUACAAUAGCUACUCUAAUGCUGCUUCUGCUGCUGCUGUUGAUGGAUCGAUGAUGAUGAUGAUGGAUGAGCCGGGUUACAAUCAGUUUAACAAUGUGGGUUCGGGUUUUAAUAAUGCGGCUGUUGAUGGAUCGAUGAUGAUGAACUAUCCUUAUGGAACUAAUUCAACUUACAACUUUUCGGAAUCAAACCAGUACUACUGA
Messenger RNA from Impatiens glandulifera, 1011 nucleotides. RefSeq lists its product as uncharacterized. Gene Ontology annotation, molecular function: DNA binding. The transcript has 2 exons. Bases 1 to 1011 code for a protein of 336 amino acids. The record is from RefSeq and is a predicted model, not a curated record. Lineage: Eukaryota; Viridiplantae; Streptophyta; Magnoliopsida; Ericales; Balsaminaceae.